UUCUCACAAAAACGCAUCAGUCACUACUUGAUUUUAUAUUUUAUUUUGAAAGGUACGGUUGAAUAUCGGAAGUAGUCGGAGGAUCCAGGAACUGCUCGUUGCAGUCAAGACGCUGUUACUGCUCUUUAUUCCACGUCCAGGUGGUGAGUGAUCCAGUGUUCCUGUCUGCCUCCAGCCACCAUGUCUCGUGUCCGUCAGCCCCCUCUAGUCACAGGCAUCUCACCCAAGGAGGGUGCAGCUUGGACCAAAGUUACCAUCCGUGGAGAAAACCUGGGCACAGGCCCAGCCGACCUCAUUGGUCUGUCAAUUUGUGGCCAUAACUGCCUGCUGACAGCCGAAUGGAUGUCCGCCAGCAAGAUAGUGUGCCGCGUGGGUCCUGCCAAAGACGACAAGGGAGAGAUUAUCGUCACCACCAAGUCUGGAGGCCUCGGCACCUCCACGGUCUCAUUCAAACUGCUCAGACCAGAGCGGAUUGGUAUCCUGGACCAGUCUGCUGUGUGGGUGGAUGAGAUGAACUAUUACGACAUGAGGACGGACCGCAACAAAGGCAUCUCCCCCCUCUCCCUGCGACCCAGCAAUCCACUUGGCAUCGAUAUAGACAAAGGCAAAAUUCCACAGAAGGACAUAGAGCAGAUUUUUCCAGGAAUGAGUGGAGACUUUACCAGUGAGAACUUCUCUGCCACCUGGUACCUCAUCGAAAACCAUGCGGGCUCCAAUUUUGAGCAACUUAAGAUAGCAGCCAAUAAUCUUAAGAAGCAGGCUACCAAGAAGAAUGAGGGCAGUCUGGCCUAUGUGAAAGGGGGCCUCAGUACAUUCUUUGAGGCACAGGACGCUCUCGCAGCGAUCCACCAGAAACUGGAGUCUGAUGGCACAGAAAGGGUGGAGGGAUCAAUGACCCAGCGGCUAGAAAACAUCCUUAACCGAGCCAGUGAGACAGCAGAUACUCUCUUCCAGGAGGUACUGGGCAGGAAAGAUAAAGCUGACUCCACACGCAAUGCUCUCAACGUCCUGCAGCGUUUCAAGUUUCUCUUCAACCUGCCACUCAACAUUGAACGCAAUAUCCAAAAGGGGGAUUAUGAUGUGGUGAUCAAUGACUAUGAAAAGGCCAAAUCCCUGUUUGGCAGUACUGAGGUCCCUGUUUUCAAAAAAGUCUAUGCUGAAGUAGAGACGAGGAUCACAGCCCUGAGGAGUCUCUUACUGGAGAAGCUGCUGCAGACACCUUCAACACUUCAUGACCAGAAGAGAUACAUCAGAUACCUGUCUGACCUGCAUGCACCAGGCGACCCAGCGUGGCAGUGCAUUGACGCUCAGCACAAAUGGAUCCUGCAGCUGAUGCUCAACUGCAGAGAUGAGUUCAUCAGUGGACAGAGAGUGGGCGUCGGAGCUUUGGACCUGGAGGGGGAUACCCGUAUGUUGGCCCUCGGCAGGCUCGGCCACACUGCGUCACUGAAGAGGGGGGGCAGCCUGCGAACGCCGCGGCCCAGCACCUGGCACUUUGAAACGCCUCAACAGGUGCAGUUUGUGGAGAAGCUGUCAGAUGUGGUGAUCGGCCAGCUGCCAAACUUCUGGAAGCUUUGGAUCUCUUAUGUUAAUGGGAGUCUCUUUAGUGAGACCGGAGAGAAAUCUGGACAAGUCGAGAAAUCCAAGAAGAAUGCCAGGCAGAGGCAGAAUGACUUUAAGAAAAUGAUUGAGGAGCUGACCAAUCGCCUCGUGAGGCUUAUUCGUGGGGCCAUCCUCCCCACGACGCUGCCACAGCAGGAGCUGAGUUUUUAUGGAGGCUGGGAGAGCAAGGCAGAGCUGACUGGAGCCUGGCACACGCAGAUCAUACACACUGUCCGGGCUUGUCAUGAGGCUCUGUCAGCUUUGGAAAUCCCAAAUGAUUUGCUGCAGGUGAUCCAGGAUCUGUUGCUGGAGCUGAGAGUUCAUUGCCUCAUGAUAACUUUGCUGCACACUACAGAAGAUGUCAAAAGGCUUGCUGAAAAAGAGGACUGGGUGGUUGACAAUGAGGGCAUCACCUGCCUGCCAUCACGGUUUGAGCAGUGUAUGAUGAUGAUGCUACAGUCACUCAAAGAGCCGCUGGAAAUUAAAACAGGAGAGAUUAACGUGUUACUGUUGGAGCAGGUCCAGGAUCAGGCUGCAGAGAUGAGUGUGAGCAUCAUGAAGGUUUUCAUCAACUGCCUGGAGGAGCUGAGUGCCAAGAAAGAUGGACAAACCGACACAGCUCACAGCCUGGCAGCGGACGUGUCUUCUCCUGAUCAUUUUACCAGUGUUCAGGAGAGCUUCACUCCAACAUCUGAGCAGCGUCUGCUGAUCAUCCUCAGUAACUGCCAUUACCUGGAGAGACGCACCUUCCUGAACCUGGCUGAUCAUUUCGAGAAACACGGCUUCACCGGGACAGAGAAGAUCACUCGAGUCAGCGUAGAUGCUGUACGGGAGCUAGACAGGAAGCUGUUUGACGCCUACAUCGAGCGACGGGCCGAUCCGAUCGCAGGCUCCCUGGAACCCGGCAUCUACGCUGGCUACUUUGACUGGAGAGACUGCCAGACCCCCACAGGUGUAAGAAACUACCUGAAGGAGGCUCUGGUGAACGUCAUCACGGUCCACGCUGAGGUCUUCACGGUCUCUAAGGAUCUGGUGCCUCGUGUUUUGUCAAAAAUCGUUGAGUCGGUUGCAGACGAGAUGUGUCGUCUUAUGCAGUGCGUGUCGUCCUUCAGCAGAAACGGAGCUCUGCAGGCUCGACUUGAACUCUGCGCUCUGAGAGACGCCGUAGCCACGUACCUGAACACGGAGAGCAACGCCAGCUUCAAACUGGCCUUGGACGCGCUGCCUCAGCUGCAGAGCGGCGCUGACAAGAAGUUACUGGAGGAGCUGCUGAACAAGUUUAAGAGCAGCAUGCAGCUCCAGCUCACCUGCUUCCAGCCCUCGUCCGUCCAGCCUGUCAAGAGAUGAACGGCUCCCGCUGACAUGAAGCUGCACCCCCUUCGUUUUAUCAUCCACGUGGAAUCAUUUAAUGAAUUUUAACUGCACUUAUCUUGUCAGUUAUCACUCUAUUGUUUACUCAUCCCUUUUUUUGAGUGUCACUUUCAAUUUCUGCUUCGCUAGAUGAUCAUAAAUGUCUGUUCAUCUAAUCUAGACACUAAAUGAGUUGAUUUCAUUGUUACUCUGUAGGACAGUCCCAGUUCUGUUGGUUAUGCAAAUCACCUAUGGCCACUCACGUCCCCAACCGAGUGUGUGCAAAUGGAUCCGUCACUGCUCACACUUUUCAAAAGGGUCCACACAACGCGAAGAAUGUCCUGAACGAACGUGUAAAGUGGAAAGAGGUGAACCUGAGGUGGUUACAUUCGGCGUUUGAGCUCUAGUUUGUUGCUGAGCCUUUCUCACAGUGGACGGUCACCUGUAGGAGUCUGAGCUUCCCGUUCUCAUCCAUGAUUGUCUCUCCAGACCGAUCCAGCUUACCUAAGUGACGCUGACAGACAGGAAAUGGCCAGAGGGUAAUCCAUAACCAUAGAAAUGGACAGCAUCAUAAAACAUUAGUAUUGGAUUUUGCAGCAGAAGAAUCUGGGCUGUGGCGAUUUCAUCUUUGCAUAGAAAAAUAUAUUUAACAGGAAUCCAUGUCCAUCUGCUGAUCAACAUGGAAACCAUUGAAUGUGAAGCUGCUGAGCUGAGAGCUGUUGGGGACCUUGUUCUCUUUUUGUUUCCAGCCCUGACACAUCUGAGACGCGUCCCCUCUCGUCUUGGCUCACUUGCUGUUUGAAGCGGCGGCUUGGUCCACUCAUCUCUGGAGCAGCAGCUCUGCCCCGUCUCGCUCUGUGAGGAGCGGCUGGCAGGGCGUGAGCAGGGCGUGAGCAGGGCCGUUACCCGGCCUCUGGAGGCGUCUGGGUGUAGUUCUGGUGGUGGUGGGUCGACCCACGCCAGCAGUUAGCUGAGGACACACCGUGCUCUGGUUUUGCAGCUGCAGUUGACCCAUUAAAACUGGUUUCUCAGCGUAGAAGCCACACCUGAACAGAACGUUAACUUCUGGUUACAACGUCCUGGUGUCUCAUUCAUGCACCACUUUUUUCAGUCUUGGUUUCCCAUCUGCAUGUAGGGGAAAGUCAAGCAGAGCAGGCAGGAGAUGUUUUGAUUCUCUGUGUGCUAAACUUAGCUCUCUGCCCUCCCACGGAUUCAUUCACAAAAUAAGAUCAAAGCCCAGAACCUUGUGCCUUCGCUACCAGUCAGUGUUUACAGUAACUGGAGAGGUGAUGGGGGAGUUUUUAUUCGAGCUCUGUUCCAUUCAGGAGUUAAAACCACAAGAGCUGAAAAACAAGCAAAGGCUCUGACAGGAGGCACGUUCACGGAGGGUCCGUUAGAAGGUUCCACCGCUCUCCCGGACAAACACAGCCCUCCCCUCAGUGUAAGUCCCAGGUGUCAGCGCUGGGGGUGAAGCCGGUUGUGAAUGUGAUUGUGUGUCCAAACGGAUGAACUGAUCUGGUUAAACGUUGAGGUCUGUGUGACGCGCUCCCUCUCGGCCGAUUCUGCUCCUGUAACUGCGUCUGGACACCCGUGAAUGUAAAGACAUUUGAGGACUCAAUUGAUACUGAUUUUAUGAAAUCGCCCUCAUGUCAGACUUUGCUCUCAAACCGUGUCGUCCAAGGAACCGCCGUCUUCGUUAGAGGAAAGUCAAGUAACUUUUUUUUUCACACACCUUCAAAGCCACGCUGUCUUUUAAGCUCCACUGAAAACAAAUGGAAAAAGUGUUGAGUUUCUCUAUCAGCUGAAUGGUUGAGGAAACCGUUAGUCACUGCAGAUGUUUUCAGGUGUUUGUGGUUUCUUGAAAUUAGCGCUCAAUUAUGAAAAGACCAAGGUUUUAGUUCAUCCCUCAGCACUCAGUGAACCUCGUCUGUAGCUCUGAGCCCUUGGGGCUCCAAUGCUAUGACGUCAUCCAGCUCUUUAUCGCAGCAGAAGCUUCCAGGUGACCUCACCUGGAUGAGGCUCAGCAGGUCUGUGGAGCGAACCAGGCUGAACAAGCUCUAUGAUGAACGCGGUGUCUAGUGUGGUGUAGUAAACAUGAAGUGAGAUGUUGUACCAAAAGAAGUCUGUUCUUAAACGCAGAUAUUCAAGUCA
Molecule: messenger RNA, 5103 nt
Organism: Betta splendens (Siamese fighting fish)
Lineage: Eukaryota; Metazoa; Chordata; Actinopteri; Anabantiformes; Osphronemidae
Gene: exoc2
Product: exocyst complex component 2
Exons: 28
Coding region: 181-2949 (922 amino acids)
Biological process (GO): exocytosis; Golgi to plasma membrane transport
Cellular component (GO): exocyst
Source: RefSeq, a predicted model, not a curated record